Molecule: messenger RNA, 2289 nt
Organism: Pseudoliparis swirei
Lineage: Eukaryota; Metazoa; Chordata; Actinopteri; Perciformes; Liparidae
Product: meiotic recombination protein REC8 homolog
Exons: 17
Coding region: 328-2028 (566 amino acids)
Biological process (GO): mitotic sister chromatid cohesion; replication-born double-strand break repair via sister chromatid exchange; synaptonemal complex assembly
Cellular component (GO): synaptonemal complex; cohesin complex
Molecular function (GO): protein binding; chromatin binding
Source: RefSeq, a predicted model, not a curated record
UGAAGAGGUAUAUUCACAAAUGUAUAAUUUAAUUAUAUUUUAAAUUCUUACCACAUUAUUUAAAAUAUAUAUAUAUUAAUCUCGCUAAUGCUGCACAACCAUUUAAUUGUAUGAAACUAAAGCAUCUGGUAAUAAUUUGAUAAUCAUACAAUUGAUAACAUAUUUUCUUCUAUUCUCUAAGAUUUAUUUUAAUUGGCUCACGGUGACUGACCAAUCAGCUCGUCUGAAAUAACAAUAAAUAAACCUCGACACUGGAAACCGCUCUGCUCGAGAUUCAUUGCUGCAAUUGAUCUGCUAUCUUAUCCAUUUUUCCAAGGAUUUUGAAAAAUGUUUUACUACCCGAGAGUUUUACAGCGACAUACAGGAUGUUUCUCUACAAUCUGGCUGGUUGCUACUAAAGGAAUCCGAGUUCCUCGCCGUGAUUUCCUAAAAGUCAACGUCAAAAGAACCUGUGACGACAUCGUGAACUACUUGCUGGAGCAGGUCCCGCCGCCUCGACCGGGGCUGCCUCGACCUCGCUUCUCCCUCUACCUCUCGUCCCAGCUCCAGUAUGGCGUCGUCCUCGUCUUCCACCGGCAGUGCGCUAUUUUCCUGGAGGAUCUUCAGACUGUUGUGGGCCAGCUGGUGAAAGGCAAAACGUCCCAGAAAAUUGAUAUUGAUACGCACAGCAGACAAGCCGUGGACUUUCUGGACGCCCUGUGUCUCCUGGAGGAGGCAGAAGGAGCUCCUGACCCUUUAUUCGGAGUGAUGUACAUGCAGGAGGCCGUCCCCAGCCCAAAUACACUGUUACAGAUGGGUCGGAAGUAUCCGAGAGAAACAAGUCCAACUCUAACCGCAGCACAAGAGAGUGGCAUAACUGCAUCUCCAGACCACAUUACUCUGAGAGAGACGCAGCCUCUCACGAUCCCUGUGGCAGAGUUUGAGGGCGAGGAGCUCGUCGAUCAGCAUCCAGAUACUCUUGACUUGCUCCUGGCCCAAACGGAUCACUUUCCAGAAGAGGAUCUGGAGAUGCCGAGAGAAGAAGCGACACAGAGAGAGCCAGAGAGGGAGAUGGAAAGAGUCCUGAAAGAGAGAUCACAAGAGCUCCUCGGAUCAUCUCUUGAUGAGGACGCCAUGCUGUUGCCCCAGGAGGAGCCAGAGCUGCCCGUGGAGAAGCCCGGACCCCCGUCAGACCAGCUCACCCCCGUCUCGUGGCCUGUUGUCCCGUCCCCGCCAUCUGCAGCAGAGGGACGUACAGGACCAACCCGACGGUCAGAGGACGAGCCUUCUCCACAGGUGAAGACGACGAGGAGGAAGAGGCAGCUGAUCUUCUUCGACUCCCAGACGCAGAUCGACCGGGAGGUGCUGCAGCAGCAGAUCGGUAACCCUCUGACCGAGACCCGACCAGCACCGUACCCGCCGGCGCCCUGCCACAGGAGGCUCUCUGCUGAGGAGCUCCUCAACAGCCCCUGCACCUUCUUGCCUGAAGAUGUGCUGUUUCUAUGGAGACGGGCUGCGACCACCAUGCCUGUCUCGGGCUCGGAACUGCUGGCUGGGGAGAGAGGGCUCGAGUCCACUGAUUCUGAAAAGGAAAGAGACGGCGAGAUGGUCGAGGCGGCUGAGUUAGUGGAAAGAGAGGUCCCCAGAGCUGUGGCAGAACCAGAGCUGUUUGAUGUGUCAGAGCCUGGCUCACUGCUGCUGGAGGGCUCCGACCAAAGGGAGGUGACUCGAGAGAUCUCCCCCAUGUAUGAAUCAGAGAAAGAAUGGUCCACCGUGUCCAGGUCGGCCCUGCAGGACAUCCCAGAGGGGGUGGACGAGGGGAAGGCUGCAGCAGAGUGGCUGCUGCCGGAUUUUCCCGAGCAUGAAGCCCACGUGGUGUUUCAUUCUCUUCUGCUGCCAGACGUCGACCGCAGAAUCGUCAGCAACACCUUCCAGAGGCUCCUGGAGACUUUAUCAGCCCGGAUGGUGCGCGUGGAGCAGGACCAGCCUUAUGGGGACAUACGGAUAUUCCCUGGAACCAACUACGAAGAGGUGCAUCUCUCGGUGUGAGGUGUUCAAGGACCCUCGAGUCACCACGAGCCCCCAAAACAAACUCAUCAAACCUUUGUUCAGUCUGAUAGAAGUCUACUCGUUUCCUCCUGUUCACUUCCUCAGAGAAAGAAGACACAUGAUGUUAAUAAUGCGAUAAUGUUACUGAUCACUUCAUUAGAUUUGUUGUUGCUGUGACUUGUUAACAUAUUUGAAAUGAUUUUAGUUUUUUAAAAUACUUUACCUGCUUCAUAUGAACUCCAAAAUAAAAUCUUUCUGAGA